Molecule: messenger RNA, 3520 nt
Organism: Sesamum indicum (sesame)
Lineage: Eukaryota; Viridiplantae; Streptophyta; Magnoliopsida; Lamiales; Pedaliaceae
Source: RefSeq, a predicted model, not a curated record
UGACAUUAUUUUUUUUUCCUGUGGAACAAAGCAGAGAAAGAAAGAGAGAGAGAGAGAGAGAGAGAGAGAGAGAUUGUAUAAAAUUAAUAAAAUAUGAUUGUGAUGAUACGCACAUAGAGAUACAGUCUUGUGGAUAAUUUACAGAGAAGAAGCGAAAGGGCGAGAGUGGCCGUUUAUAUUAACGACCACACCCAUCAGCACCACCCCACCCCCCAUCUGGUACCAAUUCUUGCCGAACCCAGAAGAGGAAACGAAGCAUCAGAUGGAAUAUUCAAACCCGUUCGUUUUUCUUUUGUCAGUUUCUGAGAAAGAGGAAAAUUGGUGAAUUGUACCUACAAUUUUUUCUUUACUUGAUCAAUCGGUGGUGUUUUGAGAUGGUAUCCUGAUUGAGAGAGAUGCCGCAGCACUUCUUCAAGACAAUCCGUAGUUUGAAGAUGACAGAUGGGUGCAAUGGCACCCAAGUGUACGCCGUUAAUCCCACCGCCGGUGGGGGUGGAGCGGCAGCUUCCGGCGGUUCGGGGGAUAAAUUCUUGCAACAUUUGCAAGAUCAAUUAAGGGCUAAUUUGGUUAUGUCAAAAUCUCAUUACCAGAGUCUCUCUCAGAUGAAUAAUGUGAUUCCAAGUGUUUUGACUGACGCCAGUGCUCUUUUUGGGCUUCCGCAGACGGAUCUCAUUGAGCCUCAGAUUGAGCCUUAUCUUAAGUUUGUUGAUUUUGUGGAUGUUUUAGCUGAUGUUUAUAGGAGACUUGAGAACUGCCAACAAUUUGAAAAAUCAGCGGUGUAUAUGGAACAAUGUGCGAUUUUUAGGGGGUUGACUGAUCCAAAAUUAUAUAGGAAAUGUCUACAGUUGGCUAGGCAACAUGCUUUUGACGUGCAUUCUAAGGUAGUACUUUCAGCUUGGCUGAGGUUUGAAAGGAGGGAUGAUGAGUUGUUUGGGGUGUCUGCGAUGGAUUGUAGUGGAUUGAGCCCUGAGUGCCCAAAGUGUUCACUGGUAUCAGGGUAUAAUCCUGAGUCCGCAACUGAUCCUUGUUUAUGCCCCCGAAAUUUGGAAGGGGAUGAAGAUAUGGAACCCAAGUUAGAAGGUCAAGAAUGCUCCACUUCAUUUAGUGAGGGUGAUGAAGAUGGUGAUGAUUAUGAUAUUUGGUUUUGCAUUGGAGAUGAUGAGGUUAAAUGCAAUAGGUUUAAAAUUGCCUCUCUUUCCAGGCCGUUCAAAGCAAUGUUGUAUGGUAGUUUUACAGAAUCACGGAGGGACAGAAUAUAUUUUGCACAAAAUGGAAUUUCUGCAAAGGCAAUGAAGGCAGGUCCAAAUGUUGUUUUUGAGCUCCUGGUGUUGGCUAAUAGGUUCUGCUGUGAUGAGUUGAAAUCUGCCUGUGAUGUAUAUUUAGCAUCUCUGGUUGACGAUAUGGAAAGUGCCGCUCUGCUCAUUGAAUAUGGGUUGCAGGAGACUGCGUAUCUUUUGACAGCAGCUUGUUUGCAGGUAUUUCUGAGAGAAAUCCCCUGUUCAAUGCGUAAUCCAAAUGUGUUGAAACUCUUCUGCAGUUCAGAUGUUAGAGAAAAAUUAGCGCUAGUGGGGCAUGCUUCUUUUUUGUUGUACAGUUUUUUAAGUCAUGCAGCUAUGGAAGAAGACAUGAAAUCAAAUACAACAGUUAUGCUUUUGGAAAGGAUGGUAGAAUGUGCUAGUUUGAAUUGGCAAAAACAACUUGCAUUCCACCAGUUGGGCUGCGUGAUGCUUGAAAGAAAGGAAUAUAAGGAUGCUCAGAAAUGGUUUGAGACAGCUGUCCAGGAGGGUCAUGCUUAUUCUCUAGUCGGUGUAGCAAGAGCCAAAUAUAAGCGUGGUCACAAGUACAACGCAUACAAAUUGAUGGACUCCCUUAUUGCUGACAAUAGGCCCUGCGGAUGGAUGUAUCAAGAACGAUCUCUGUAUUGUAGUGGGAAAGAAAAAAUCGCGGAUCUGAAUACAGCUACAGAAAUGGACCCAACUCUUUCUUACCCUUACAAGUAUAGGGCUGUCGCAAUGUUGGAAGAGGACAAAAUUGGUCCUGCAAUAUCUGAGAUUAACAAGAUAAUAGGUUUCAAGGUCUCUCCUGAUUGCCUUGAGCUACGUGCUUGGUUCUUGAUUUCCCUGCAGGAUUACGAAGGAGCUCUGAGAGAUGUCAGAGCACUUCUAACUUUGGAUCCUCAAUAUAUGAUGUUUCAUGGGAAGUUGCAUGGCGAACAGUUGGUAGAGCUUUUAUGUCGUCAUGUUCCUCAGUGCAGCCAAGCUGAUUGUUGGAUGCAACUGUAUGAUCGGUGGUCCUCGGUUGAUGAUAUUGGAUCUCUAGCGGUUGUACACCAUAUGUUGGCUAAUGAUCCUGGGAAGAGUCUUUUACGGUUUCGGCAAUCCCUCCUCCUCCUACGAUUAAAUUGCCACAAGGCUGCUAUGAGAAGUCUCCGAAUGGCUCGAAAUCAUGCAGCCUCUAAGCAUGAAAGACUUGUCUAUGAUGGCUGGGUUUUAUAUGACACGGGUUAUCGAGAAGAAGCAAUAGCAAAAGCUGAAGAAUCCAUCUCAAUCCAGAGAUCAUUUGAAGCAUAUUUCCUAAAAGCAUAUAUUUUGUCUGAAACGACGACGGACACUGAAUCUUCAUUCUAUGUUAUCCAGCUUCUUGAAGAAGCUCUUAGGUGCCCAUCUGAUGGCCUUAGGAAAGGACAAGCUUUGAGUAAUCUAGCAAGUAUCUACAUAGAUGUGAAUAAGCUAGACCAAGCAGUUGACUGCUACAUGAAUGCAUUGAAUAUCAAACAUACAAGAGCACAUCAGGGGCUGGCACGUGUAUACCAUCUCCAGAAUCAACGGAAAGCAGCAUAUGAUGAGAUGUCAAAGUUGAUCGAGAAGGCCAGAGAUAAUGCAUCAGCUUACGAGAAACGUUCAGAAUACUGCGACCGUGAGAUGGCCAAAAGUGAUCUUAGAAUGGCAACCCGACUAGAUCCUCUAAGAGCAUAUCCAUAUCGAUAUCGAGCGGCUGUUCUGAUGGAUGACCAUAAGGAAGCCGAAGCAAUUGCAGAACUCACAAGAGCAAUAGAUUUCAAGUUGGAUCUGCAGCUGAUUCAUCUUCGAGCAACAUUCUAUGAUUCAACGGGUGAUUAUCUUUCAGCCAUCAAAGACUGUGAGGCUGCCCUUUGCCUUGAUCCCGGACACGCAGAUACCCUCGAACUUUAUCAAAAAGCGAAAGAACGGGCCAACGAACAACAACCAAACUGAGAAGGAGCUAUAGUUUUAUGUUUUUGUUUGUUUAGAUACCGCCUGGCUAUUCCAUUUGGCGAAAGAGGAAUUAGGAGAAAACUUGCUCUAUGUAUACUUUUUUUUAGUAUUAGUAAAUUGGUGAGCUCGUGUAGUGAAAUUCACCAGAAAAUGAUCCUCCUAUGAGGUGCAAUGUGUUUAUUUUCACAUGUCAUAUGUGAAUUUGUGCAUGAAAAUGCAGCCUGUGGUCAAUGACUCAAUGACCAUUAGAGAUUUUUAUACAGUGAUGUUCAUUUUAAAAGUGCUCA